AUGGACGUACUUAUAGGAUUUGAGACGAAUGCCCAGGGGAAGGGAGCGAGUGUUACGACGGAACAAGAAGGCUGGCCAACUACAGGACAGGAAGGAGGGAGGUCGCAUGAGACCGGCCCUGUUAGCGUUACAAUCCCUCCUGCCGUCACCGCCUCCGUCCGGGACCUGCUGGCGCUGCAGUCGGACUUCGGCGCUGCCGUGGGUGGCGUCCGCGUUGGCCUCCGCGCCCGCAUCGUGGCUGCUGCUGCCGCCCUCCCUGCGGAGGUUCGCGUGGCUGUCUCUGUGGCGCCUUCUGCGGUGGAGACGAGCGCCGCCCUCCUCCGCAACUCGGAGGAGACGCUGGUGGUCCUCCGCCAGAUGCAGCGUAGCAUGGCUGCUCUCACUGCGGGUGGGAGGAAGGGGAAGGGGAAGAAGCGGGGGUAG
Pseudogymnoascus destructans is the source of this 423-nucleotide messenger RNA. RefSeq lists its product as uncharacterized. Lineage: Eukaryota; Fungi; Ascomycota; Leotiomycetes; Thelebolales; Thelebolaceae. The transcript has 3 exons. The record is from RefSeq and is a predicted model, not a curated record. The coding region runs from base 1 to 423 and encodes 140 amino acids.